Molecule: messenger RNA, 2267 nt
Organism: Anoplophora glabripennis (Asian longhorned beetle)
Lineage: Eukaryota; Metazoa; Arthropoda; Insecta; Coleoptera; Cerambycidae
Product: cilia- and flagella-associated protein 36
Exons: 7
Coding region: 89-1081 (330 amino acids)
Cellular component (GO): ciliary base; axoneme
Source: RefSeq, a predicted model, not a curated record
GUUCAUCACAUAUCACACUCACAACAUUGUGAAUUAGUAAACAGAUAUAUUACCUGAGAAUAAAUACUUGUAAUUAUUAAAAGGUACUAUGGAGGAUGACAACUCUUGGGUAUUCGAUUCGCUUGUUUGCUUUCUAAAUGGUCCCAUUUGGAAUGCCCCACUGCAGAGCUUUAUAGAAGAAAAAUCUUUAAUCUUCGAGCCCAAUAUCGAUGAUAACGAUGAAUACAAAAAUGUCUUCGAUGAAUUUAAGAAUUUAGUUGAUUUUAUGCUGGGAAAUUUUAUGGAAGACAUAGGAAUUACCCCAGAACAAUUUGAAAAUGCUUGCAAAGAAGGAAAGAAAUAUCAAGUUUCAUUUGAUCAUAAUUUAUUUGAACAAAUAUGGGCUGCAAAUGACUAUGAGAUGUUCAAAAGGAUGAUGACCCAGAAAAACGUUGAGUUACAGUUGCAAGCACUAGAACUGAUUGAACAAAAAUAUGGAAUUACUCCGCAGUCUUUUAUUCCAAAAACAAAGGAAGAAGUUGUCGCAGAUGGUCCCUCAACUUCAGAAAAUUUAAACUUGGAAAAGGAUAUCAUGAAUGAAGUUGCAAAGAAAUUUUCAGCUGAAGAACCAUCAACUUCGCUGGAAGUUCAAAAUAUUUUGGAAGAAAAGGAAAUUUUAGAAAAAACUUUGCAAGAAACAAAAGAAAAGGCCAUUGGAAUAAUAGUACCAAAACCAAUAAAAAGUGAAGGUACACAAGAAGAGAAAAUUGCCACAGAAAAAAAACAAUCGCCUAAACAUGAAAGUCCAAAAAUUGAGAAAAAAAGCACGGAAGUUGAUGCGUUGGAGCUCAAGAAGAGGCAGGAAUAUCUAAGAGCUCAAAGAGACAAACUAGUAGCUCUCAAGAAAGAAGCUAGAAAGAAGCAACUUAAUGCAGAAAAUGACGGCAAAAAUAAAUCAAGAGAACGUCCAAGAUCGGCAAAAGCUGCUCAAGCUGUGCUAACUGGUCAAAAGCCAAACGCUGAACCACAACAACUUCAGAUUCGUAAAACACUGGCGGAACGUUUGAAAACGGAGGUGGUUGAUUACAAAGAACCAAAAUAAGAAUUUUUUUUACUUAUAUUUAUUACCUAAAUAUAACGAUUACAAUUUUUAUUUUACAUUUUUUAAAAACAUUUAUUACAUGAAAAAUAAAGUUAGAAAAUGGCCUUUGAUCUGUUUUUGAAAACUUAUGGCUUGUAUAAAAAAUAUGAUAAGGCUGCCAUUUUUCAAUAAAUAAUUGCGUGCCAUUCCAAAGUUGCACAAAUUUGAUAAUGUAAGUACCCAUACUUUAACUAGAAAGGUAACUGAGCUGAUUUGAGCAACUUUCGAAUGAAUUCUUUAAUAAAUACAUUCGCUCAUAUUGUACGUACCAUUUUAGAUGCUGUUCUUAUAUUAAAUAUAUUAAUCAUGUACUGAUAAUAUUUAAUGAUUAAUGAUACUGUUUGAUUAAUAUUGCUGUCAAAACUUGUUUUGAGCGAACAUACACAUUAUAACAGUUAAAAGUAUGUACACCGUAUUAUACUUCUUUCAAUGCCUGUGCUUAUAUUGAACACAAUUUUUAAAACUGUUUUAAUUUCCGCCAAGUCGAAAACGGAUUUCGAAUUUUCAAAUGUCGUCUGCAUAAAGAUGCUUAAUUUGUAUACUUAGUUAAUAUAGUUAAUAUCCUGAACCUCUAUCGAUAAUAAAUAACUACAUUAAUAUAUCAGCAAAAUUAAUGUAGUUUCAUUUACCACAUAAAAAAUGUAACCCCUUGAAUUUUUCAGAAGAAGCUUUUAAAAAUACCUCAGAAAUAAUAAGCAUCAGGAUUGCAAAUUGACUGGAAUUUUAAGCUGUGUAAUUUAUGGGAAUGUUUUACAUUUACAAAUUAAAUUAAAAAGGUUAUGGACCCAGAGGAAAAAAAUUUCCUGUGAUGACUGGCAGCGUAAGCAGUGAAACGUCAAGAUAACUUAAGCCUACAAAACCAAUAAAAAAAAUAAUUGUAUACUUAAUUGGUUAUUUAAAUUCAAUAAAUAAAAUUUAAAAUAUAACAAGGUGGGUGCCUGUAAAUCAGUUAUCUAUAAAAAUCACUCUGGAAUUAGUUUUAUAUUAAAAAAAUGUUAUUCUAAAUUUGUUAAUAUGUAUCUAUAAAAUGCCUGAUAAGGUGUAGUGGAUAUUAAGUUAUUUUUGCCUUAAUUUCACAUACUGAUGAAUAUGCACAUAUCUAACAAUUACUUUUAUACGGAGUAUCCCGAUUCUGGCACAAUUUAUA